Messenger RNA from Gadus chalcogrammus (walleye pollock), 1176 nucleotides. RefSeq lists its product as uncharacterized. Lineage: Eukaryota; Metazoa; Chordata; Actinopteri; Gadiformes; Gadidae. The coding region runs from base 131 to 946 and encodes 271 amino acids. The transcript has 2 exons. The record is from RefSeq and is a predicted model, not a curated record.
GUGGUGUUAAUGACGGCACUUCCGGUUGGUGUUGUGGGUGUGUACCUCAAAUAGUUUAAAAAGGGGUGAGACGCCUGCUGUAGGGUCAUAGCAUUCAACAGAUUGUCGUCAGUGUUCUUUUCGUUCAAACAUGGACUGCUCAUCAGAAGAUACCCAAGGAUCAAACAGCGCUAACUGGAUGUAUAGGGACCCUCGCACCCUGUCGCCCCUGUCUUCUCCCGCCAAGGACUACUCUGCAUCGAGCAUUGUGGACGGUGAAAGCCAGUUGUCUGAGGCACAGGACAAUGAUGAACAUGUGGAAGGUGGGGGUGUGGCUAUGGAGACUGCUGAUUUAAAGGCUGUACAACCCGGACCCCACUGGCUUCACGAGUAUGCCGUCUAUCUGACCGGAUUGAAUCUGACCUUCCUACACACCGGCGAGGACAGUGAGCUGGAGGUGGACACAGCUAUGAGAGAUGACGGAUGGCCUGUAUCAACACAGAUCCGUUUAAACCCUCCAUCGCUGGCUGUUCUGCGAUUUACCACGGGGCUCUGUGUGGUAGCCAUCAUCAGCCAUCAGAAGCAAGCGGUCUGCUGGGGAUGCCAGUGUGAUUGUCCAAGUCAACGAGGCCAUUCAUGCCUGCAGGGAGCGUCACGUCAUCACUACGAAUCCCACUACCAGGACAUUUGUGUUAUCCUGGACAGACACCCCUUCCUGUUACUUUUAGAAACUGUUUUAAAGAAGACUACAGGGUUGACUGUGUCCCCCGGAAAAAUCUAUGGCGUGGUCGAAUCUUUUCUAUGUGAUUUAAUAGGCAAUACCUAUGAUACCGAAAAACUGGAUUCACUGGCUGCCGUAGAAGUGUCCGAUGAACAUCUGCUUCUGAUACAUGAAGCCAUACAAAUGUGGCGUCCUACAUUGUCAUUUGGCAAACCAAAGCCUGGUGGUGGUGGGUGGCGUUUAUAAUGGGGGUGUUGUUUUCUUAUGCCUAUGAUGCGGAUAGCAAGAUUGUAUCAGAUAGACUAUCCGUUUUGAUGUAUGCUGCCAUAGAAAAUGAUACGUAUGCCCAACAUAAUGCUUAUAUCAAAUGUACGUAUAAGGGUUGGAAUGAUCUGGUCAUGAAAUUCUUGUAUGAUAAACCUACUGAUCAAAUGUUAGCUGAAGUAUUUACCCAUUUCCCCAAUGGUGACUGUUUU